GAUGCUAUGCUUUUGCACCAGGUCGCGCAGUGUUACCCGGAAGAGAUGAAAGACUUUCCCGAGGAACUGAAGAGCAUGCUGCAGCGUCACAACACGACACUGCACCCGGAGAUGCGUGUCGUGCUCUGCCGCGCCCUCAUUCUCCUGCGCAACAAGGGUCUCGUCAGUCCGCUCAGCGUGCUCUCGUUGUUCUUUGAGCUGCUGCGCUGCCGCGACAAGCCGCUGCGGCGGAUGCUAUACACGCACAUCGUCGCUGACAUCCGCAACGUCAACGCGCGCGCACGCAACAACGCCGUCAACACCACGCUGCAGGCGUUCAUGUACUCGAUGCUGCGCGACUCCAGCGCCGCCGCCGCAAAGACGUCGCUCGACGCGAUGGCGGAGCUGUACCGGCGCGACGUGUGGCGCGACGCGCGCACUGUUAAUGUCAUGGCGACGGCGUGCUUCUCCAAGGUCACCAAGGUGCUCGUCGGCGCACUGCAGUUCUUCCUCGGCCGCGACGACGCCGACGGUGGCGCCCCCGCGACGGACAGCGAUGAUGACAGUGGCACGGAUGACGAGCGCAAGACGGAAUCGCAGAUGGCGGUCGCCUUCCGCGUCGGCAAGAAGACGAAGAAGCGGACGAAGCGGUAUGAGCGCGCGAAAGCCGCUGCGCGCAAGUCGAAGAAGGCGAAGAGGGCGCCGGCGUUUGACUUCUCGGCACUGCGGCUGCUGCACGACCCGCAGGGGUUCGCCGAGCGGCUCUUCCGUCAGCUCGAGUCGUCGACGGAGCGCUUCGAGGUGCGCCUGAUGAUGCUCGGCCUCAUCGCGAAACUCGUGGGUCUGCACGAGCUGAUCCUGCUCAACCUGUACCCGUACCUGCAGCGCUUCAUGCAGCCGCACCAGCGCGACGUCACAAAGAUCCUGCUGUACGCGGCGUGGUCGGCGCACAUGCUCGUGCCGCCGGACGUCGCCGCCGCGCUCGUGCGAACGCUCGUCGACAACUUCGUGACGGAGCGCAACUCGGGCGAGGUGAUGGCGGUCGGGCUGAACGCCGUGCGCGAGGUGUGCGCGCGCUGCCCCCUGGCGAUGGACGCCGACCUGCUGCAGGACCUCGCGUGCUACAAGACGCACCGCAACAAGAGCGUGCUGAUGGGCGCGCGCUCGCUCAUACAGCUCUACCGCGAGGUCGACCCGACGAUGCUGCACCGGCGCGACCGCGGCCGCCCGACGGAGGCGUCGGCCGAGGCGCGCACGGCCGCGUACGGAGAACUGGACACUCUCGACCAUGUCCCCGGUGCGGAGGUCAUCACAGAUGUUGCAGGGGGCCGCAUGGAGGUUGCCGGGGGUCGCACGGAGGUCGCCAAGGGUCGCACGGAGGUCGCCGUUGGUCGCGGCAGCAAUGAGGUGGAGGCGGAGGAGUGGGAGGAGGAGGAGAUGGAUGAUGGUGAUGUGGAUGGGAGUGAGGAUGGAUGGAUCGACGUGCAUCACUCGUCUGACGAAGAAAAGGAGGAGGAGAGCGAGGAGCUACGUGGCAUGAGCGCGGACGAGCGGAGGCGCCGCGCCGCCGCCGUCUCGCGCGACUGCAUCCUCACGCAGGACGACUUUGAGAAGAUCCGGCGGCAGCAGCUUAGCAAGCGCCUCGAACCGCUCGUGAAGAAUCGUAAGCACGCGCAGCCGGCGACGGUGACGCGGGAGCGUGGGGAGAUGGCCGGGCUCGGCGACAUCGAGCGCGUGCACAAGCGGCGGCGCCACGACAAAGACUCGCGUCUUGCGACGGUGCUCGCCGGGCGCGCGGAUCGCGAGACGCCCGGCCGCAUCGCGCGUCCGCAGAAGAUGAACGCACACGCGAGCACGACGAACGCACAGAAGAGGAAAACGAAGCCAUUCAUGAUGAUCAAGCAGAAGAUGCGAGGCAAGGGCAAGCGGUCGUUCCGCGACAAGCAGACGUCACUUAGAGACUCACUGCUGAAGAGAAAACGAAUCAAGUGAUGAGAGAGAAGUGUAGUGAAGGGAAGUGGCUGAGGGACUCAAUGCUGAAGAGGAAAUCACUCGGGUGAUGAGAGAAAAGGUCUAGAGAAAGGGGAAAUGCUGAGAGAUUCUCUGCUGAUGAGGAAACACGAGAGAGAUGAUCAAAGGGGAGGGGUGGUGCUCAUUCCACAACAAGAAGGUGUUGUUGAGGGACUUUCUACAGAGGAGGAAACCAACCAUUUGAUGAGAGGAUAUUUCAAUUUAGCCUCCUCCACAGAGGAAGAAGAGACAGCAAAGGGGAAGCAGUGCCACUGCAUCGUUCGUUGCUGCAGAGGAAAUGAAUUAAGUGACCGAGCGUGAUGUCAUCGAUGAAGGAGAAGUUGUUGAGAGGUUAACUGCUGUAGUUGAAAUGAAUCAUGUUGUGAAAAACAGCAAGCCUACAGUGCAUGACGGAGCGGUCGGUCAUUCAGAGAGAAAUGAAGGAUUCAGCAUUUAAUUAUAAAAGUAGCAAAGGUCCUCACCAUUUAAACUUGUUCGAGACCCGUUUUAAACGUGUUGCCUGCAUGGUGAACAUCAGCCAUAAUGACUAGAGUUGAGAAAAAGGAACGUGUCGAUUGUAUAGAAAAAUGGUUGAACGUUUCUAUCAAUGGCAUUUCGUUAGAAUUAUUUGCAGUUUCAUGUACGCGUGUGUGUUGGUUUGCAAUUUUUGCAUUCAUUUUCAGACUAGUUCUGUUGUUAUGGAUAUUUUUUUUGUAAGAAAUCCUACGUGAACGUCAUCUAGUGUUGACUAGUGUUUGGAUAUAUAGACAUUGAUGCAAUGUGAAUGGCGUACAUAAUGCUUGUAAUAUUAAAUAACGAUAAAACAAACAAUACACACAGGUAACUUGUGUUUCAACAGA
Molecule: messenger RNA, 2849 nt
Organism: Priapulus caudatus
Lineage: Eukaryota; Metazoa; Priapulida; Priapulimorpha; Priapulimorphida; Priapulidae
Product: protein SDA1 homolog
Exons: 2
Coding region: 7-1971 (654 amino acids)
Biological process (GO): ribosomal large subunit biogenesis; ribosomal large subunit export from nucleus
Cellular component (GO): nucleolus
Source: RefSeq, a predicted model, not a curated record